Molecule: messenger RNA, 1480 nt
Organism: Ilex paraguariensis (yerba mate)
Lineage: Eukaryota; Viridiplantae; Streptophyta; Magnoliopsida; Aquifoliales; Aquifoliaceae
Source: the annotation of a GenBank genome assembly
GAUUACGAAUCUCUAUUUAUUUGACCGCACAGACUGAAUCGUCAACCGGGGGUUUCAUACUUCCUUUCAUUCCUGAUAAAUCAACGGUCCUUCGAUUUUAGUCCUUCCUGUUCAUUGCAAAGAAGAAGGUUGUAAGACUACAAUGGCAUCGCCGUUGCCGUCUGAUCAUAAGGCCACCAUAAUCGACGGCAAAGCAAUCGCACAGACCAUCCGAUCUGAAAUUGCCUCCCAAGUCCGCCUUCUUUCCCAGAAUUACAGCAAGGUUCCAGGGCUGGCUGUAGUCAUUGUAGGAAAUAGGAAGGACUCUCAAAGCUAUGUGAAUAUGAAGAGAAAGGCAUGUGCUGAAGUUGGGAUUAAGUCCUUUGAUAUUGAUCUGCCAGAGCAAGUACCUGAAGCCGAGUUGAUCACCAAAGUUCACGAGCUGAAUGCACAAGCUGAUGUACACGGUAUAUUAAUCCAGCUUCCACUACCAAAUCAUAUAAAUGAAGAGAAAGUUCUAAGUGAAAUCAGCCUUGAGAAGGACGUAGAUGGCUUUCAUCCUCUGAACAUUGGCAAACUUGCUAUGAAAGGCAGAGAACCUCUGUUCCUUCCUUGCACCCCAAAGGGAUGUCUUGAACUUCUGGCACGAAGUGGUGUUAGUGUAAAGGGAAAGAAGGCAGUAGUGGUGGGUCGAAGCAACAUAGUUGGAUUACCAGUUUCGCUGCUACUUCUGAAGGCAGAUGCCACAGUUACUGUUGUCCACUCCCAUACUCCUGAUCCAGAGAGUAUCAUUCGGGAAGCAGAUAUCGUUAUUGCUGCAGCAGGACAAGCAAUGAUGAUCAAAGGCAGCUGGAUCAAACCCGGUGCUGCAGUUAUUGAUGUCGGGGUAAAUGCCAUAGAUGAUCAGAGUAAAAAAUCUGGCUACAGACUUGUGGGAGACGUUGAUUUUAAGGAAGCAUGUAAGGUAGCUGGAUGGAUAACACCAGUUCCAGGAGGUGUGGGACCAUUGACCGUCGCAAUGCUGCUCAAGAAUACCUUGGAUGGUGCCAAACGUGCAAUCGAGCGCUAAAACAAUCUCAAGUUUUUCACUUCACAAUAACGUGCUGCACAUUUGAAGUUAGAAUAUAGCAGGAAAGCAUUCUUGUAUGCUGUUCAGUAUGUGGGUUUCUUUGCCACAACAGUCAUGAUGUUGUAUUUUGUCUGAGGAUGAUAUGAGUACAUGAAUUUCUGAACAUUGGUGCGCUACUUUCCGCUGCUUGCUGCUCUUCAAAGUUCAGACCAUCUUUACCCAUUUUACUUUAUGCCACAUCAUGUACAAUCUCUUACAAGAAAACAUGAAAAUCACCAGGUUGAAGGCCUAACUGUUGAUGAAGUACAUAGCGUAAUGCGGUUGAGGGAAGAGGGUCCAUAGUCUUUUUUUGGUCACUAUUCAUACAGGGAGAGGGACUUGAUGAGAUUCGCACUUUGCACUAGGAGAUAAAGCGGGAAAGACACUGACCAC